UGAAAAUCAGUGGAGCUUCCUGGAUGGAAACAAAACACAAGAGCGGAGCUCACACGCACACGCGCGCACACACACACACACACACACACACACGCACACACAUACAUGCACGGGGCCGAGCUGCGGGCAGGACGUUUAAACAUGUUUUCAUGAGGCCGGAGCGUGUGUGAGCGGAGCUGAUCAUACCAACAGCACAACACUGGUAAAACACAUGUGUCUGUGCCACAGGGAGAAGAGCAGCACUGCGGCUGUGGAUCUGGACUCAGGAAGCUCGGACACCCAGUGGUCCCCCACAGACAAGGAAAAUGUCGACUGUGGCUCCUCUCUGUCCCUAACAGAAGGGCUAGGAGCAGCCUGAUUCCUUCUUCCUCCCCGCCUGCUUCGCCCCCUACAUGGCCAGCAGGAGUCCCACCCUGAGCCAGGAAGCCAGGGAUUCUGUAGCCGGGACCCCUGAGGCCACCGCAGAUUCUCAGCCGGUGCCUGGGGUCUUCUGCAAGCUGUGCCUCAGUGAACAGCCAUCUGCAGCCACCAGCCAACUGCAAAGCUGCAACUGUAACUUCUGCACAGCUUGUUUGCAGCAGUAUGUUCAACUGGCCAUCAUGGAGGGUGGGGGGGCACCCAUCACCUGCCCAGAUAUGGCCUGCCAAAAGACCGGAGUGCUAUUGGACUCUGAGAUAGCCAGCCUGGCUGCAGCGGAUCAGGUGGAGCUGUAUCAGCGGCUGAAGUUUGAGAGAGGAGUGAAGCUGGACCCCAGUAAAGCCUGGUGCCCAGUGAUUGAGUGCCAGGCGGUGUGCAGUGUGCAGCCAGGCUCCGAGGGCCAGCCCUCUGCUGUGCCCUGCCCGACCUGCCACACCGUCUUCUGCUCCGGCUGCCGAGGCCCCUGGCAGGACAGCCACACCUGUCCCGAACGCCAGCCCAUGAUGUCACCCUCACCCUCUCAUGAAAGCAGGGGCCGCUCCUACAGCCACUCUGACAUGCCCAUCAAACAAUGUCCCAUGUGUGGCAUUUUCAUCGAGAGGAACCAGGGCUGUGCACAGAUGCUGUGCAAGAGCUGCAAACACACCUUCUGCUGGUACUGUCUACAGAACCUGGAUGGUGACAUCUUCCUGAGGCACUAUGACAAGGGACCAUGCAGAAACAAGCUGGGACACUCCAGGGCCUCUGUGAUGUGGAACAGAACACAGGUGGUGGGUAUCCUGGUGGGGGUCAGCAUCAUUGUGCUGGUGACAUCUCCACUCCUCCUGCUGGCCUCGCCCUGCAUCUUGUGCUGCAUCUGCAAGCCCUGCAGAGGGAAGAAGAAGAAGAAGAAGAAGAGGAAGAAGGACGUCAGUCAGCCUGACUCCUCCUCAUCAUAGCAGCUCCUCCCUCUCAUUGGCCCAGCCCACUCAUGAUGUUGCCUGAAGAAACCAACAAAGUGCAAGUGGUGGAAAUGAACAUUAGGAACAAUGGAGUACUUCUUCCCUUCUCUACAGACUGGAAGGCUCGUCAGUGGAAUGGUGGAAGUGUAACUGUGAGGAGACUGAAUGUAACUCAUUCAUCUAAGUUGUUUUCAGAUGCACACCUGGACUCAAAGAGAAGGCCGCGGCUGUCAGAGUUCUCCUGGAAUGAGCUCUCUCUUUGUCUCUCUCUCUCUCUCUCUCUCUCUCUUUCUCACACACACACACAGUUAAUGCCACCCUCAUGUGCCAAAUGUCAUGAUGCCAAACCAGAGGUGUUAGGUGCUCAAGUGCCUCACUCUAUAGUGCCUGGUGCUUGGUUGUAUUUGCUUUGCCUUCCAUUCUAUCUUUAUCUUAUGCAAAACUUUUAGCAUUAUAAAAUCGGACAACUGGAUCACACAGGGUCGUAAAUCCCUAGUUUAAAAAAAAGCAAAAUAUUCUUUCUUAACGGGAGAAGGCAAAUGGUAUAUAUGUGUGCACUGUAUAUUCUUUACUGAUAUGAAAUAUGAUAGGAACUUUUCUCCUGCAAGUGUGUAUCGUUUCCAUCUGGUGUAUGUUCCAGACCAAAGGCUCUAAAGAAUGACAUGUACUUUUCUAAAAGUGUGUUAAUAUGUAUUUAAGGGUUACGUGUGUAUGUUAUCAUUUCUACAUUUAUGUUGAUGUUUCUGCAUCAGAUGUUUUAUAAAAGCACCACUGUAAUUGAAAUAAACAUAGUGUAUUGUACAUGCA
Paralichthys olivaceus (Japanese flounder) is the source of this 2165-nucleotide messenger RNA. It is a transcript of the gene rnf144b, whose product is annotated as ring finger protein 144B. Lineage: Eukaryota; Metazoa; Chordata; Actinopteri; Pleuronectiformes; Paralichthyidae. Gene Ontology annotation, cellular component: mitochondrial membrane; ubiquitin ligase complex; cytoplasm. Gene Ontology annotation, biological process: ubiquitin-dependent protein catabolic process; protein polyubiquitination; positive regulation of proteasomal ubiquitin-dependent protein catabolic process. The record is from RefSeq and is a predicted model, not a curated record. Gene Ontology annotation, molecular function: ubiquitin conjugating enzyme binding; zinc ion binding; ubiquitin protein ligase activity.